CAAAAUUAUUUUAUAAUAUGGGUAAUGCAUAAUGCUGUAAUAAAAUUGUCUAAGAUGAGGAUGUCUCAGAAGUCGUAAUCCUUUAAGAUUCUAAUUAAUAAUCUGCUAAAUUAUAAGAGUAUCAAGUUUUUAUUCAUUUUAUAAUAGUGUUUAAUAAGUAAUACAUAGCUAUAAAAAAACAGAAGAAUGUGGAACUCCUGCAUUUCCAGAAUUAAGGUCUCAGUAAAGUAAAAAAUCGGAACAAUCUUAAUCAAUGAAAGAAAUUUAAUUUUUAAGGCAAGUUGACAAAGAUGAACAAAUUUUUAAAUCAACCUGCACCUUAGGUAAAAAAAGAUAAAAUGAUUCUCCUAUUGUUGCAUUCGAAGCUAAGAAUUCUUUAAGAUCUUUUGAUUCUAAUAGACUUAAAAAACUAUAAUCAGUUACUGAGCAAUAAAUUAAUCUAAAAAAUAUAUCUUCACCUAGAGAUGAAGAUUCAUUUAUGCAAGAUAGUUAAAAGGGUGGGUAUCCAGAUGAAAAAUCAGCUAAAAGUAUUCUUAAAUAAGAAAUGAAGUAUAGUAGAUUUAGGAAUUAAUAAAAUUAAGCUGAUAGCACUCUAAGAAAGGUUCAAUUUAAUUUAGAAUGA
This is a messenger RNA of Paramecium sonneborni, 622 nucleotides long. NCBI's taxonomy places the organism in Eukaryota, Ciliophora, Oligohymenophorea, Peniculida, Parameciidae. The record is from the annotation of a GenBank genome assembly.